AUCUGCAACAUUUUCUUGUUGGAAAUUGGAAUCCACUUUCGACCACCAUAACACCAUCGAUAGAGCACCCGGGAUCCGUGCAGUCCCGAAGCUCCAUUCCAGUAGUCCCCAAAACAGCCAAAGAGAAGAAGAAGAGGAGGAGCUUGGGAUUGUUCCUUUAGAGCUCUCUCUCGAGCCACCAUGGAAGGACGUUCCCCAGGCCUCCGCUUCUCUCUCUCCAUCGUCUUCUUCUCCUUCGUGCUCAUCUUCGUAUUCCUCCCUUCAUGGUAUCGUCCUCUCGACGACCCGAAGCAGAGGCCGAAGCAGUUCUUCCCUCCUAGGAAGAGCCCAAUCCUCGAGGAGCUUCCCCGAACCGGCAAAACCAAGAACUGCCCGUCGUCCGAGACCGUCCACCACCCGCUCGACCCGCUCACGACCGACGAAAUCAUUCGGGUCGGGUCGAUCGUCCGGUCGUACCCGCCUUUCGAGUCCUCUCCCCCGUCCAUCCACUCCCUCACGCUGCACGAGCCCGAGAAGGCCGAAGUCGUCGCCUGGAGAAAGGGCGACCCUCUCCCGCCGAGGCGGGCCUUCGUCCUCGCCCUCUCGAACCGCCGGACCCACGAGCUCGUCGUCGACCUGGGCUCGGGCCGGGUGGCGGCCCACUCGGUCGCGUCCGGGUCGGGCUACCCGCCCCUCACGAUGGACGAGCUCGCCGCCGCUUGCGAAGCCCCGUACACGAGCGCCGAGUUCAACGAGUCGAUCCGGGCGCGGGGCGUGGCGAUGUCGGACGUGAGGUGCGUCCCGCUGUCGGCGGGAUGGUACGGACGGGCGGUGGAAGAGACGAGAAGGGUCAUAAAAGUUCAGUGCUUCGAUCUGGAGGGCACGUCCAAUUUCUACAUGAGGCCGCUCGAGGGCAUCACCAUCACGGUGGACCUCGACAAGAGGGAGAUCCUGGAGUUCGUGGACUCAGGCCGGGGCAUUCCGGUCCCGAAGAGCGCCGGCACCGAGUACCGCUACGGGUCGAUCGAGAAGGGGGAGGAGGGCCGCGGCACGGCGGCGCCGCCACUGAAGCCCAUCUCGAUGGAGCAGCCCGACGGGCCGAGCUUCGUGGUGGAGAACGGGCACGUUGUGAAGUGGGCGAACUGGGAAUUUCACCUCCGGGCGGACCAUCGGGCCGGGAUGGUGAUCUCGAGAGCCCGGGUCCGAGACCCGGACACCGGGGAGCUGAGAAGCGUGAUGUAUAAGGGGUUCGCGUCCGAGUUGUUCGUGCCCUACAUGGACCCGGACGAGGGGUGGUACUUCAAGACGUACAUGGAUGCAGGGGAAUAUGGAAUGGGCGUGACGGCGAUGUCACUUGUGCCGCUGAACGACUGCCCUAGGAAUGCUUACUACAUGGACGGGAUUUUCGCGGCGUCCGACGGGACGCCCUACGUCGAAUCCAACAUGAUCUGCCUGUUCGAGCGCUACGCCGGGGAUGUCAGCUGGCGUCACUCCGAGAUCCCCAUCAGCGGGCUCGAGAUCAGGGAGUCGAGGCCUAAGGUGACGCUAGUGGCUCGAAUGGCAUCGUCGGUCGGGAAUUACGACUACAUUUUCGAUUGGGAGUUUCAAACGGACGGAUUGAUUCGGGUCAAGGUGAGUCUAUCGGGUAUGCUUAUGGUGAAGGGAGCUCCGUUUGAGAACACGAAGGACGUGCCCGAAGAGUACGAAAUGACCGGGCCCCUCGUGUCCGAGAACGUCAUCGGCGUCGUCCACGACCACUACAUGACGUUCCACCUCGACAUGGACAUCGACGGCUCGAACAACUCUUUCGUGGACGUCCACAUUGAGAAGGAGAAGACCCCGCCCGGAAGCUCGCCUCGGAAGAGCUACCUAAAGGCAAAACGGCGCGUGGCUCGGACGGAGGGAGACGCCAGGAUCAAGCUCAAGCUGUACGACCCGUCGGAGUUUCACGUGAUCAAUCCGUCGAGGCUGUCUAGAGUGGGAAACCCGUCGGGGUACAAGGUGGUCCCCGGAGGCAACGGGGCGAGCUUGCUUGAUCACGACGAUCCUCCGCAGCUCCGAAAUGCCUACACCAAUAACCAGAUUUGGGUGACUCCAUAUAACCGGAGCGAGCAGUGGGCCGGUGGACUCUUGGCGUAUCAAAGCAAAGGAGACGACACUUUGGCUACUUGGUCUGAGAGGAACCGCCCUAUUGAGGACCGCGACAUCGUGCUGUGGUACACCCUCGGGACUCACCAUGUCCCUUGCCAAGAGGACUUCCCGGUGAUGCCGACCGUCAUAUUGAGCUUCGAUCUGAAACCGGUCAACUUCUUCGACAGCAAUCCGAUACUCCGUGCCGCGCCCAACUUCGAAAAGGACCUCCCUGUGUGCAAGAUGACCGCUUCGUCCUGAUGCUCUUUCGUUCUUAUCGGUGCGACGGAUUACAUGAGUGAUGGAUAUCAGGUCCAUGCAAAUAAUUGCAAUGACAACUUCACAGAGUUGGAAGUUGUAGCAGGUUUCAAAAUUGCUAAUGUUGUUUGUUGUCAUGAAAAUAUGUGAUUCUUAAUAAUGUAAAGUCAGUGAUUGUUGACAUGAAAAGUAGUGAUGAUUGUAAACUUGUCUUUUCAUA
Molecule: messenger RNA, 2587 nt
Organism: Eucalyptus grandis
Lineage: Eukaryota; Viridiplantae; Streptophyta; Magnoliopsida; Myrtales; Myrtaceae
Product: primary amine oxidase
Exons: 6
Coding region: 181-2370 (729 amino acids)
Biological process (GO): amine metabolic process
Molecular function (GO): primary methylamine oxidase activity; quinone binding; copper ion binding
Source: RefSeq, a predicted model, not a curated record